AUGCUCCCUGCUCCUGAUGAUGAACACUGUGUAUUGGACGGGCGGCCCUCGGCCCGCAUGGUGCUGCUCAAGGGCGUCGCGCACGACGGCUUCCGCUUCUUCACCAACUACGAGAGCCGCAAGGGGAAGGAGCUGGACUCCAACCCCUUCGCCUCGGCCGUCUUCUACUGGGAGCCCCUCAGCCGGCAGGUGCGCGUCGAGGGCUCCGUGCGGCGCCUCUCGGAGCAGGAAUCCGAGCAGUACUUCCACUCGCGCCCCAAGAGCAGCCARAUCGGCGCCGUCGUCAGCCGGCAAAGCACCGUCAUUCCGGACCGGGAGUAUUUAAUGAAGAGGCACGCGGAGCUGGAGGAGCAGUACAAGGAGACAGUGGUGCCGAAGCCGGCGUACUGGGGCGGCUACGUCCUGCAGCCGGACGUCGUGGAGUUCUGGCAGGGCCAGACCAACCGCCUGCACGACCGCAUCGUCUUCCGGCGCGUGCGGGACGCCUCGGCGCCCCUGGGACACAUGACGCACCGCGGAGAGGGGCCCUGGGUGUUCGAGCGGCUCUCGCCGUGA
Molecule: messenger RNA, 555 nt
Organism: Nothoprocta perdicaria
Lineage: Eukaryota; Metazoa; Chordata; Aves; Tinamiformes; Tinamidae
Gene: PNPO
Product: pyridoxamine 5'-phosphate oxidase
Exons: 6
Coding region: 1-555 (184 amino acids)
Biological process (GO): pyridoxal 5'-phosphate biosynthetic process; pyridoxine biosynthetic process
Molecular function (GO): pyridoxamine phosphate oxidase activity; FMN binding
Source: RefSeq, a predicted model, not a curated record